Notechis scutatus (mainland tiger snake) is the source of this 1895-nucleotide messenger RNA. Lineage: Eukaryota; Metazoa; Chordata; Lepidosauria; Squamata; Elapidae. The record is from RefSeq and is a predicted model, not a curated record.
CCGCAGCGAGCGGGCUGGGUUACUCGGUGUCCGCGCUGCUGCGCCUUUGGAUGGCUCUGCGCGGCCGGGCGAGGGCUCCGUCCGUUCCGACCCUGAACUAGCUUUUGGAGGGACCUUCCUUUCUGUGCCUGGCCGGCUUCUUUGGACAGAAGGAGGAGUGCCCCCCCCCCCCAGGGCGGAAUCUGACAGGCAUGUCCGACGAGGCGCUCCUGAGCAUGGACGAAGGCACGCUCCGGAAACUGCUGGAGGCCACCCUGGACUUGGCUGAGCGCAGGCAGAUCCGUUCGGCGAUCCGGGAACUGCGCCGGCAGGAGCUGGAGCGCGACGAGGAGGCGCUGGCGUCCAAGCGCUUUCGGACGGAGCGGCAGGAGAACAAGGAGAACCGGCUGAGGUCCUGGCAGCGAGAGGAGGAGCAGCGGCAGCAGAAGUCCCUGGACGCCCUUUCGAGAAAGCUGGAGACCAUCCAGGAUGUGGAGGAGUUGACCAGCUUGCUGCGAGGAACCAGCGAAUACGAGGAACGGAAACUCAUCCGAGCUGCUAUCCGCCAACUGCGCGCUGAAGAAAUUGAAGCUGCAAAGUUGGCGGAGAAAGCUUUUAAUCACCGGAGGGUCACCGACACGGCUCGGGCAUCGAGUGAGCAAGAGGAAAACGCUGCAGGGGACAGAAACGCCCAGGUGCGGAACCGAGCAGGGAAGGAGUUGGUUCCAAGCCAGAUCCAGGAGCCGCUGGAUCCCAAGGCGGCUGAUGAUCCAGAGUCUUCCUCGGGGACCAUUCUGCUCCUGGAAGCCGUGCCCAGCCACCGGCCUUCCGAGUCUGCUCCUUCCCCAGGCCAGGAGGCGAGCGGUGAAGACCUUGGGCCCAAUUCCCGUGACCAGGAUUCAGGCCCCCAGCCACAGCCGCCGCCGCCUUCGGAGGAGGAGGAGGAGGAGGAAGCUGGAGGCCUGGCACCCCUCAAAGUCCAGGAGGGGCUGAACUCCUCCGGAGGAGAAGCCGCCUCUCCAACCAGGGAAGAGGAGCCGCUGGAGAUGGUCAGCGUUGGGAGGGACAUUCCCCCCAAAGAAGGGUCUCUCCUGAGCCAGAAGAGAGAGGUUGUGCCUCAGGCCCCAGAAGAGAGAGGAGGAGGUGCUGCAGGCCAGGAGGGAGACAGGGAAGCAACCGGAGCCUCCCAAAGGGUAGAAACGGACAGCUACGAAGCUCCUACAAAGCCACCUAGUGCAGAGCCUUGCCGGGAGCAGCCCUUCCAAAGAGCCAGCUCCAUCCGGGAGCGGGCUCGCCAGUUCAUCUCGGACUCCGCAAACCCUCCAGCUGCACCCCAGAAGGGAGAGAAGGCUGGCAGAGGGCAGCAUCUUCCACCUUCCCGGCACGCGGCCAACUCACCCUUGAGGGACCGUGGCGGCACUGCCAUUCGGACGCUCCGGCCCAGCAGUGAAGCGCAGGACGCGGCCCGGACGGUCCCUUCUCACGCCAAGGCUGGGCCGGGCAGGCCCCCUUCGCAGGCUCCGUCCGUCCCUAAAGAGGCCGGCGGCCCCCAAGGGCGGUUCCAGGGCAGCCAAUGGCAGGAGAGGAAGCUGGCCCCCGCCCGGUCCGGGGUUGAAAACUCCAAGGGUGCCCCCACAGGCUCAGAGGUGGUCCGUGGCCAGCAAAGCGGCUGUGCCCACGGCCUGGCAGGCUCCCUGGUCCGCCCUCCAGCUGCCCACCCUGACGACGAGAUGAAGACCCUGCUGACCAUUGAAAUCAAGGACAGCCGGCAUCAGCCUCUGCGGGGCCACCUGGCGGGACCCCCCGGGAACCAGCGAGCAGAGCUGACCUUGGGGCUGAGGAACUCCCCGCUGCGUAUCACCCCCUCCAGCCAUGGCGGCUCCAGCGGCAGCUUUGAGAAGGCUUUCGAUAGUUAG